AUGUCAGAGGUGGAUGAGACAGAGGCAGAUAUGACACAGAGAGGUGGAUAUGUCAGUGGUGGAUAUGCUAGAGGUGGAUAUUGCAGUGGAUAUGCAAGUCGUGGCAGUGGUGGAUAUGGCAUUGGUGGAUAUGCUAAUCGUGGCAGUGGUGGAUAUGGCAGUGGUGGAUAUGCUGGUCGUGGCAGUGGUGGAUAUGGCAGUGAUAAAAGUGUCAGCAGUGGAAAUGCUAAUCGUGGCAGUGGUGGAUAUGGCAGAGGUGAAUAUGGCAGUGAUAAAAGUGUCAGCAGUGGAAAUGAAAGAGGUGGAUAUGGCAGUGGUGGAUAUACUAGUGGAUAUGGCAGUGGUGGAUAUGGCAGUAAUAAAAAUGGCAGUGGUGGAUAUGGCAGUGAUAAAAAUGUCAGUGGUGGAUAUGGCAGUGAUAAAAAUGUCAGUGGUGGAUAUGGCAGUGAUAAAAAUGUCAGUGGUGGAUAUGGCAGUGAUAAAAAUGUCAGUGGUGGAUAUGCUAGAGGUGGAUAUGUUAGUGGUGGAUAUGGCAGAGGUGGAUAUGGCAGAGGUGGAUAUGGGGGUUAUACAUAUGAUAGAGGUGGAUAUGCCAGUGAUGGAUAUAGAAAAAGUGGGUAUGACAGAGAUGCCAGCCUUAAUCAAGGUGAGGGACACAGAAUUGGUUGUCAACAGAAUGAUGAACUGAGAAAUGAAAAAUCAUUGUUACAAAAUGAUGAUAAUGAAGAUCAGGAAAAAGAAGAUAAAGAAAUUGAUGUUGAAUCAACCAUGUGUAAUGAAGAAGAAGAAUUUCCAAACAGUUCUGAUUUUGAACUUAAUUUGGAAGAUAGAUCAGGUCUCAGUUAUUUAGAUGAAGAAGAAGAUUUGACAGUGUAUGCUUAUGAGGAAACAAUCACAAUAAAGGAAAGAGAUAACAGUAUCAGUGCUGUAGACUAUCUGAUGGAGAAAGAUGUGGUGGCUGUUCAUGUUGAAGUGUCCAAAGAUGGCUUACAAAGAAUACUUUGUGUAACUGAAGAUAAAUCAUAUAUCUUUGAAUUGGAAAACAAUCCAUUCUUAAUGACUUUUGGCAAAGUGGCAGAAUUUUUUAGUUGGACCCCAGAACCAAAGGGACCAACCAAAGUAUUUCAUGGAUUAGAUUCUAAGACGUGUGCUGUGUUUUUUGACAAAUAUGACAUCAUACUGGAUGGAACUAAAAUAUAUGAUCUCAAGAUUGCUUAUGAUUUGAUGAAGGAAAGGUGUUUAGAUGCCCACAUCACAGAACUGAAUAAAACUGGAUUCAGUCCUUACAACUGUAUCUAUAACAUAAAUACUGUGUGUUUGACCUACAUAAAGGCAUAUCAGUAUUUAUCACAGGUCCAAUUUCAAAAAGAAAUAAAAGAUUGCAAGAAACACCUGUUUGAAAUGGUCAGGGCUGAAAUUAAUUCAGAAAAGUUGAAAAAAGCUAAAGAGAGAAAGAAAAAAGAAUACAAAGCUGCUAAUAAAGAAAGGCUAUCUCACUUAGGCCGAACAUCAAAGUUUAAAAAACAGAAAAGAAAGAUGGAUUUUCCUGUUCAUCAGUUGGCUUCAGAAUUAAAGGAAAAAGAAAUUACUAAUGAGAGAGAGGAAAAAUUAGAAAACAUUCCAAGCAAGGAUUCUACAAGCUAUCAAAAUUUUACAGCUGCCAAACAAUUGCCAGAAAACUGCAACUCAACAAUUAAUUUGCAAGCUGGUUUAGCACAUGUAUCUUUGAAUAACAAUUUACAGCAAGAAUUUAAUGAAACCAGGCAAAUGGCAAAACAAUGUGCAACACAAAAGUCACAGGAAGAACAAUGUCAGGUUAUUGCUGUUGUGAAACACGAAAGUGUCGACUUUCCUGACGGACGCAGAUAUACAUGUAGAUCAACUAUAGUACCCGAUCCUGUCAGCGUUGAAGGAAAAAGUACAGCCACACAAACUGAGUCAGAUAAAUGUAAAGAUGUAGGCGUUCAGUGUGAAAUUAUAGAUUGGAACAAAUAUCAGAAAAUGAUCGAACUAGCAGAAGUCGUUCUUCGGUAGAAUAUAAACCUACAAGGAAAUGUGAUCUUUUGCCAUCACUUGGAGUCUGUUGUUCAGUCAUCUGUCCGGUGAAAAAUAUUUCAAACAUCUUCUCUUCUGAAACUACUAAACCAAUUCCAACCAAACUUAAGCUGAAUGAUCCUUAGGUUUUUUAAUUUUCUGUUACGUAAAAAAAAAUGGCUGUGGCUAAAAAUAGAAUCUAUAUCAAAUUAUGCCAAUUGAAAAACUAUCUUUUAUUAUAUUUGUAUAUGUGUUUGCUGUUGAUUUUGAAGGUUGAUUUUUUUUCAAAACAUUCCAACUUAUUUUGGGUCAAUUCUGGUAAAUUAAAGUAGACAAAAAAGGAUAGUGAUCGAUAUCAUGAAUAUCUGUGAUAUCUUUGUUCAAUAUAUAUUUUUGUGCCAUGAUUUAUA
Messenger RNA from Mytilus trossulus (common blue mussel), 2444 nucleotides. RefSeq lists its product as uncharacterized. The record is from RefSeq and is a predicted model, not a curated record. The transcript has 6 exons. The coding region runs from base 1 to 2034 and encodes 677 amino acids. Lineage: Eukaryota; Metazoa; Mollusca; Bivalvia; Mytilida; Mytilidae.